AUGAGUUACCCACGAGAUGCACCUGACACAACUGGGAUUGGCUUACCAGAUCCCCUUGACUUUCCAAAUGCACCAAAGAUGUCGGACCAACAAAAAAUUCUUGAUAUAUGCGCCCACUUAACCAAGAUCAAGAUGACACCUAAGGAAUUUAUCACGGGUUUUCUCAAGAAAGAUCACAUGGAAUUGAACUACCGGCGACGAACCUGGGGAACAAUUUAUGGAUCCAAUUCGACAAUUGAAUUGGUUUCGGAAAUAGGUAAGAUCUUCCGCAAGAAAGAUGCCGCGCGUCAUCGGUGGGUCGAUUUUAUUCAGGCCGAGGCCGUCUUAUUAUGUCGGCAGGAGAUGUCUUCACGGACGACAGGCUCAUUCAUGAGCUCUCGAUUGGUGAAGCGGGAUUUUUUCGGUCCUGAUGCGAAGCAUGCUCGUAAUCUCAAACUUACGACCAUUGAAAGGCCCUUGCUGUACAACAUCAUCCAUGGAAUCAUAUCUCGUGCGGACGAAGAGGAUGGCGACACUAAUGAAGUUUGCGAUGGACCUGACAACCUCGGGGGUAAUAAUACGGAUGACAUGAACGAACCUUGCGAUGCACCCGAUGACCUCCGUGGGAAUAACGACCCAGUCAUUACUGGGACCAGCCGAACGGAAUUAGCCAAUGGGGUGGACGAAAUGGAACCCGAGGUGUCCUUGAACUCGUGCUCAGGGUCAUUAGAGGAUGUGAUGGCUGAUUACGGCGGGUUUGUUUACUCAACGGAUGGUAAUGGACCCGAUGCGAGAAAGAAACAAAGAUGUCACAUCGCUUCGGUGAUAUGUUCAAUGCUUAGCUUUGCUUGUAAUCGCCGCCAUAAUGGAUUACAACUGGAGAAUUCCAUUCGAUUCUAUGCGUGUGGGGUUUCGGAGACGGUCAACGAGUAUCUUCACUACUUGGGUUUAACCUCGCAUCGAAAAACGGCUGUUCACGCGCUACGAUCAUUGGCCUGUGAAGCACAGGAUAAGAUUGCAUCGUGCAUGGCUAUUUCAACUGAUGUGGCUCCGAUCCUUUGUAUCGACAACUUGGACAUGGAAGAGAGGAUUCAGAUCGCUACUGUAGGCAAACAGAAUCGGAUGUUCCAUGGGACCUGGGGAUACAUACAUAUACCCAGCAGCGACCUAAUGAAUUCCCUCAACCCGAACAAUCUCACAUUGAGUGCCUACCACAAUGCCCUCAAAAAUGUCAGCUCCUUGGUGAUUGAUCCAAAUUUUUUUCUGCCAAACGAUGACGACCAGGAGCAUCACAAGCUAGUGGUGAAGAGCCAGAUCGCGCAAGUUAUGUACAAGUAUGUUGCCCGGCCUUCUCAUCCUAAAGGCAGACACCCGUUGCACCCACCCAAAGUCGAGCUGAUCAGUCAUAAGAAGCCCGAAAUCCACAUGCUGAAGCUCAUGAACGAGUCUGACAACUCGGCCGAGGGAAUCGGACAGGUCAUGGAUGCCCUACAGCACCAGACACGGCUUGAUCCCGCUGACUUCUUUGGUCGAUUACAGCUUAUUGAUGGGGACCUUGGGACGGCGCAGAUAUUUAACGCUAUCCGAGUACUCCGGUCCCCUAGUGAACACUGCGAUCACAGCCUCAACAACAUCUCUUUCACUUUGGGGGCGGCUCAUACAUUGUGGAAUAUCGCGCACACCAUACUGACCUAUCACUUUGGGAACUCAGGUUCGAUGGACAACCUAGGAGUGUGGAGAUACUUGGAGGCACUUGGGAUACCACCGGAAAAGGUUGCGCAGAAGAAAGAUUUCACAAAAAUGCUGCAGUACAUGGAACAAGUACAUGAAGCAACAUUGUGGUACUGCCUUAGGGAUGUGAUGGGUCAUCAUGACACUGUCAUCCAAGAGGAGUUACCUAUCAUUCCAACGGCCAAAUGGAAUGAUAUGGUGGACAAGUGCUAUGACCGAUUCUUCUCACAUGAGGCCCGACGGGCGGCGCGAGGAUUCCCCAAGUUGAGCAAUCUGCUCACACGACUCCAAGACUUCUCAACGGUCAUAGAGGCAAACAGAGCCAUGAAAAGAGGUGAUAUAGGACGGUUGAUAAAUGUGUGGAAGAUGUGGUCGAUCAUGACCCAAUCGCUUCCCGGACUCACUCAUUAUUCAGCUUACCUGCCCAGGCUCAUCCUCUUGCUCACCAAGAUACUCCCACCGUCUUUGGGCAAGCUGAUUCGCCACAGCAUUUUGGUGUCUCCAAGCGGUCGACCUAACCACUUCGUUGCGAAAGACUUCCUGUUGGAGACUCAUAACUACUGGCUCAAAUAUUUCUACACACAAGGCGGCAUAGGGACUCAGAUUGAUCGCCUGCAAGCCUUAUUCUCGUCAAACAUUCCUACUUUGCGGACUAUGUUUGAUUCUUUGCGAUUGGACAGUGGAGCUAAACAUAUCCAACAGAGCCAUAAACCGUUGCUCACCCUCCGAGGACUCGAAAGAUUUCAACAGAUGGCCCAAUCGAAUGGCAUCCUCACCAUCAACUCCAGUUCCGGCGCUCCUGCCCCAGUCGAAAUCAAGAAUACGUACAUUCAGGGUCUUAUUUUGUUACAGGAAGAGAUUUCCACCAAAGCGAAUGAACUAGGUCGGUUUACCAUGCAUCUCCCAUUUGAUGAGCAGUGUGAAUCUUAUCCUAGCGAUCCCGAGGAUCAAGCUGAACCCGAAGGAGAACCAAACAAAUCACCAUCCAUUCGAUCCGGUUCCCCCAGCCAAUAUUCAAUGGAUGAAGAUUGA
This is a messenger RNA of Puccinia graminis f. sp. tritici CRL 75-36-700-3, 2742 nucleotides long. RefSeq lists its product as uncharacterized. The record is from RefSeq and is a predicted model, not a curated record. NCBI's taxonomy places the organism in Eukaryota, Fungi, Basidiomycota, Pucciniomycetes, Pucciniales, Pucciniaceae. The coding region runs from base 1 to 2742 and encodes 913 amino acids. The transcript is spliced from 5 exons.